AUGACCUCCUCAGCACAGCAACGCUUAGAAGCCAUUCAAAAGACAAUUGCUCCAACAUCCACAUCACAAGCUGAGAAUCCACCAUUCCCAUACCCAGUCCCCAACUCAACGGUCUCGUUUUGGAGAACGGAACUUCAUCCUCUGGAUAGUCAUCGAAGUACGCCUGAGUUGCCGGAAUCAUGUGAUGUUGUUGUUAUUGGAGCUGGGUAUACGGGAGUGGCUACCGUUCAUCAUUUGCUGGAAGGGAGGGAGGAGAGGGAUGCGGGGAGGGGGAUAGUGGUUCUUGAGGCGAGGGAGGCGUGUUCGGGUGCUACGGGCAGAAAUGGAGGCCACCUAAAACCAGACGUAUACUUCAACAUACCAAAAUACCAAAAAAUGUACGGCCCCACAAUGGCCACCACCAUCGCAGCCUUUGAAUCCUCCCAAAUCCACGCCGUAAAAGCCCUCGUCGACAAAGAGAAAAUAGACUGUGACUUCACCCUCACCCGCGCCGUGGACGCCUGUCUCGACCAAGCCCACGCCGACAAAGCACUCGCUGAGUUCGAGGCCCUGGUUGAGAGCGGCGAGCCGAGUACCAGGGACGUGUGUUGUAAGGUCGGGAAAGAGGCUGAGGCGCUGAGUGGGGUGAAGGGCGCGAAGGUUGCGUUUAGUUUUACGGCUGGGCAUGUUUGGCCGUAUAAGAUGGUUAUGCAUCUCCUGCAACGGGCUGUUGAUCGGGGCGUGAAUUUGCAAACUAACACACCCGUCCUCUCUAUCUCGGACACGGCGUCGAAGGAAGGAUACUACACCCUCACAACCCAACGAGGACCUUUAUUAGCCAAGAAAAUCCUCUUCGCAACAAACGCAUAUACGUCCUCCCUCCUACCCUCCUAUACCGAGAAAAUCGUCCCCGUCCGUGGAAUCUGUACUCGCAUCACGUGUCCCCCAGGAACGACUCCUCCUUACUUACCCAACAGCACGAGUGUCCGGUACGGACCUGGAUGGUACGACUACCAGAUUCCGAGACUGGAUGGGAGUAUUGUGGUUGGGGGAGCGAGACAUAAGUUUAUGCAUGAUUUGAAGGAGUGGUAUAAUGUUACUGAUGAUUCAAGAUUGAUUGAGCCGGCUGUGAGCCAUUUUGAGAACGGAUUGAUGCAGAAUACUUAUUCUGGGUGGGAAAAUUCGGGCGCGAAGUUAGAUAGGGCUUGGACGGGCAUUAUGGGGUACACUUCAGAUCUGAUGCCGCACAUUGGAGCCGUGCCUGGAAAAGCGAACCAAUAUAUUUGUGCAGGGUUUAAUGGCCAUGGAAUGCCAUUAAUAUUGUUGGCCACGAAAGGCGUAGCCAAGAUGAUUCGAGAAGACUGCUCGUUUGAGGAGACGGGUAUUCCAGGCGCCUUUAAAACAACAGAAGAGAGAUUGAAGGACAAACAGAAUGCAAUCUUGGACUCGAAACCUCAAUGA
Messenger RNA from Mollisia scopiformis, 1440 nucleotides. RefSeq names its product DAO-domain-containing protein. The transcript is spliced from 5 exons. NCBI's taxonomy places the organism in Eukaryota, Fungi, Ascomycota, Leotiomycetes, Helotiales, Mollisiaceae. Gene Ontology annotation, cellular component: cytoplasm. Gene Ontology annotation, molecular function: oxidoreductase activity. Bases 1 to 1440 code for a protein of 479 amino acids. The record is from RefSeq and is a predicted model, not a curated record.